Messenger RNA from Homarus americanus (American lobster), 2841 nucleotides. It is a transcript of the gene puml, whose product is annotated as (Lyso)-N-acylphosphatidylethanolamine lipase-like. Gene Ontology annotation, cellular component: lipid droplet. Lineage: Eukaryota; Metazoa; Arthropoda; Malacostraca; Decapoda; Nephropidae. The transcript has 8 exons. Bases 256 to 1704 code for a protein of 482 amino acids. The record is from RefSeq and is a predicted model, not a curated record.
UGAGGCUGUAGAAACACUCACCACAGCGGUCCACAUUAUGAUCGCCGUAUCUUAUCGUUAUAUUCAGUGCUACUGAAGAUUGAUUUGGUGUAUUAUCUGGCAUCACUGCCUGUGGGUAUUUGACGGCUGGUACCGAGGAUCCGGUUUUAAGCAUUAUAGUAUUUAGAAAAUCUUUAGCACGGUAAAGUUUCUAUGACUAUCUUACUUCGAUGAGACAUUGUUUAGAGUAAUUGUGAAUGUGAAUCUCCUGCCAAGAUGAGUUAUGGGCUUCAAGUGCUAUGGAAAGUGUUGUUGGUAGUCUUGCAGAUAUUGUUGCUGCUACACUUCUCCCAAGGACAAGAGAAUGUUAGUGGUCCCAGGAAGAGAGUCAGCAAGUGGAAAGGUGUAAUGUUAGCCUUAACACAUGUAGGUGAAUACAAUGAGACCCUUUGGCCGGUGAUAUAUGAAACUCGAGAUGAGGAAGAUGUUGAGUGUACAUCUUCACUUGAUCCUGAAGCAGUGGAUAAAUGCUCCUCUGAUGACAGUUGGUUUGGUAGCUGGCUAAGAUGGUGUCCCACUUCACUGAGUCUUCUUCGCGAGGCAGAAAAAGCCGUUUUGUCUAACUUGAAGGGGUCAUACAGAGGGCAUUAUGUCAACGUUGGAUGUGCCAUUGACAAAACCGAGUCCCACAUCUGGACGGUGAGCUUCAAUGAGGAAUCAGAUAAUGUUCCACUCGUUCUUCUCCAUGGCUUCGGGUCUGGUGUGGGGUUGUGGUGUCUUAAUUUUGACUCUCUCUCAGCCAGCAGACCAGUUUAUGCCAUAGAUAUUAUAGGAUUUGGCCGCAGUUCUCGUCCGACCUUCACAAAGGAUCCGUUAGAGGCCGAGCGCGAGUUUAUCACUUCAAUAGAGCUUUGGCGGCAGAAGUUGGCCCUAGAACAAUUUAUCCUUGUGGGGCACUCGUUUGGAGGCUUCCUUGCGGCCUCUUAUGCAAUUAAACACCCAGAGAGGAUUCGUCAUCUCAUCCUGGCUGAUCCCUGGGGGUUCCCGGAGCGUCCUCUGGAUGUCGCUGAACGAUACAAGUUUCCAUUCUGGGUCAAAGCUGUCGGUGCUAUACUCCAGCCCUUCAAUCCUCUCUUUGUUGUGAGAACUGCUGGACCAUGGGGCCCAAAAUUGCUCCAGAAAGCCAGACCUGACCUGAUCCGCAAAUUCUCUGGUAUGGUGAAAGAUGCUGAGGAAGUAAUCCCCAGUUACUUGUACCACUGUAAUGCUCAAAAUCCGUCUGGUGAAUCGGCUUUCCACACCCUGAUGGCUGGGUUUGGUUGGGCCAAGUAUCCCAUGAUUCAGCGCAUGGACUCUCUCAGGAAAGGAAUGCCAAUGACAUUGAUAUAUGGAUCCAGAUCAUGGGUGGACCGUGACCCAGGUUUCCAGAUUAAAUAUAUGAGGAACGACUCCUAUGUAAAUGUUCAGGUUAUCCCAGGAGCAGGUCAUCAUGUAUAUGCCGACAAGGCUGAGAUAUUCAAUAACCUGAUAAAUAACAUUGGUAAACACGUUGAUGAUGGCACACUACCUGCACUCGCUCCAGACCUUCCGACAGAAAACACCGAGGAAAACCAAGAUGAUGUUGGCAUGUCGUUCUCAAAGAUAAUCAAUGUACGUAAUGAUAACUUACGUGAUGAGACGACAGUCCAAGUAGAUAUGAAUGUAUCAGCAGAGGAGCUUGAUUAACAUCACAUUAUUUAUAAGCUGAUAGAUAUAGUGGUUAUAAGGAAAAAAGUUGGCCAUAACAGGAAUGGUGUCAUAUGGUUAGGAAUUUGUAAUUAAGACAAUAUGACAAAACUAUAUUUUUAUGUCUUCAUUCAUAUCUGGUGACCUGUUGCAGAUCUAUUUAGAUUAUAAAGAUAAUCAUUUUUAAUUACAGUACUAUUACUACAUAAUCAGGUUGAUCCAUCAGGUUUAAAUUUAUGGCAUGCUGUUUAUUGUUGCAGUAACAUGGAAGGCUUCCUCAGUUUAGUGCAGUAAUGUUUUAGAGGCCAAAGUUUAUCACCUAUGCAAAGGCAUCUCGAUAAUAUUCCAUAACAUAAACUACUGGAGUGAGUAAUGAAGUUUUGAAAUAAAACUUUAUUCAUUGUGUGGCAUUUGUUUUUAGCCGUUUGAGUAAGUUCAAUGAGAGCAAUUCUUGACUAGUUAGGAAAAAGAAUUCUCGUGCCCCUUGUGGCGCAGGGGCUUCUUAUUGCAUCCCUGGCUUACUUGCAUCAUGUUCUUGUUCUCAUGUAUCAGUGUUGGGUGUAAGACUGGCUGUGUAAUAAUGCACUGUUAGCCAUAUAUAGUUACUGGUAUCCUUGAUCUUUGCAAUUAUAAGUAUUUAGUUUAUAUUUCAAUUUUAAGUACAGUAUGUUAUUAUUACAUGUUGUAUACAGUAUUCUAUGAAGAUAAUUUUAUUGUCACAAAGGAAAUUUGGUUAGGAACCUCCUCCAUAUUAGUAAGUUAUCUUAAGUACCUGUAUAAGGAUGUUAGAUGUUAUUUUACUUCUAGAAUCAGGAAGUAAUUUUGUCCUUGUAACAUCUUUAUCUUAACAAAUUUACAUUAAUGGGAUUUUGAAGUUCAUCAGUUUUCAGGACAAAUUAUUGUUGCAAAACCUGUUUAAAAACUGGAUAGUUUCCAUAGUAAAUAAUUAUACAGAACAGUAUAUUGAUGUGAGAAUAAUAAAGUUCUUAUAGUAAACCCCUGCAUAAUUAGACCAAAUAGAGGAAAAGGGAGUUUAGUUUUUCAGGGCACAAAAGAAUACCAUUUAUAGCCAAUUUAAAUAAAAAAUUGGUGGCCAUUUUAUGAACGUUCACAGUAUUGGUUUUGUGUUUCAUUUAA